Molecule: messenger RNA, 3576 nt
Organism: Stegastes partitus (bicolor damselfish)
Lineage: Eukaryota; Metazoa; Chordata; Actinopteri; Pomacentridae
Product: fascin
Exons: 5
Coding region: 186-1682 (498 amino acids)
Biological process (GO): establishment or maintenance of cell polarity; actin filament bundle assembly; cell migration
Cellular component (GO): cell projection membrane; actin cytoskeleton; filopodium
Molecular function (GO): protein-macromolecule adaptor activity; actin filament binding
Source: RefSeq, a predicted model, not a curated record
CUCGCGCUGCUCACACAGGCUCAGCACCGAGGACCGGCGGCGCGCGCUCACUCACUCCCAAACAAAGAGAAGCACGCGAGGCAGCGGAGCAUCCCACCCUUUCAGCCGCGAGCUCAGUAGCAGAACCGCCCCCCCUCCCCGCUCUCUGCCCCGCUCACACAGAACCGGCCCGGACCGAAGCCACUAUGACGACCAACGGCGCGACCAACGGAACCAGCGACAUGCUGCAGAUCCAGUUCGGUCUCAUCAACUGCGGGAACAAGUACCUCACGGCGGAGACCUUCGGCUUCAAGAUCAACGCCUCCGCCACGAGCAUGAAGAAGAAGCAGAUCUGGACCCUGGAGCAGAGCGGGGACGAGUCCAGCGGCAACGUGUUCCUGCUCAAGUCACAUCUGGGCCGGUACAUCGCCGCCGACAAGGACGGCAACGUCACCGGAGACAGCGAGAGCCCCGGGCCGGAGUGCCGGUUCGUCAUCACCGCCCACGAUGACGGCCGCUGGUCGCUGCAGUCGGAACAGCACGGCCGCUACCUGGGCGGCACCGAGGACCGGAUCAUCUGCUUCGCUCAGACCGCGUCCGUGGCCGAGAAAUGGAGCGUGCACAUCGCCAUGCACCCGCAGGUCAACAUCUUCAGCCUGACGCGCAAGCGGUACGCGCACCUGAGCUCCAAGGUGGACGAGAUCGCCAUCGACCGGGACGUCCCGUGGGGUGUGGACUCCAUGAUCACGCUGGUGUUCCGCGAGCAGCGCUACCACCUGCAGACCUCCGACAACCGCUUCCUGCGGAACGACGGCGCGCUGGUCGCCUCCACGGACAAGAGCACGGGCUACACGCUGGAGUUCCGCUCCGGCAAGGUGGCCUUCAGGGACUGCAGCGGCCGGUACCUGGCGCCCUCCGGGCCCUCCGGUACCAUGAAGUCCGGCAAGAGCGCGCGCGUGGGCAAAGACGAGCUGUUCGUGCUGGAGCAGAGCCACCCGCAGGUCGUGCUCACCGCCGCCAACGAGAGGAACGUCUCCACCCGGCAAGGCAUGGACCUGUCGGCCAACCAGGACGAGGAAGGCGACCAGGAGGUCUUCCAGGUGGAGAUUUGCCGUGAAAACAGGAAGUGUGCGUUCCGGACAGCCGCUGGGAAAUACUGGACCCUCACUGCUAACGGCGGCCUGCAGUGCACCGCCUCCACCAAGUCAGCUAACUGCUACUUCGACAUCGAGUGGCGUGGGAAGAGGCUGACUCUCCGGGCCGCUAAUGGGAAAUACGUCGCCGCCAAGAAAAACGGCCAGCUAGCGGCCACCAUCGACUCCGCGGGUGAGUCUGAGGAGUUCAUCAUGAAGCUGAUCAACCGGCCCAUCAUCGUGCUGCGCGGGGAGCACGGCUUCAUCGGCUGCAGGAAGGUGACGGGGACGCUGGACUCCAACCGCUCCUCCUACGACUACUUCACCCUGGAGUUCAGAGACGGAGCGUACAGCCUGCAAGACUCUACUGGUAAAUACUGGAUGGUGGGCAACGAGCAGUCGGUGGUGAGCAGCAGCGACACGCCCGUCGACUUCCUCUUCGAGUUCUGCGACUACAACAAGCUGGCCGUCCGCCACGCCGCCGACAACAAAUACCUCCGCGGCGACCACGCUGGCGUGCUGAAGGCCAACGCCGACGACCUGGAGACCGCCACGCUGUGGGAGUACUGAGGAGGAGGGGACGGCGGGGUGAGGACGCCGUCGCCCACCGCUGCCACGCCGGAAACGAAACCGCAGCAGCACCCGUACAUCCACCCGUCCACCACCCCUCCCCCACCCCACCCCCUAUAUGAUAUGCUCUACUUAUCUUUAUAUGUGGAUAAACUGCACAGAGAGAACAGGAAGGGUAGAAGACGAAGGAAGGAGACGCUCCUUUCUCUCCUGCUUCCUUUUCCUUGUAUCCUUCCUUCCUCCCUUCAUUUUUUUUGUUUUUUCAGCUCUGCUCUGCAACGCUGACCUUUAUUUGCUGCCAUAGUUACGACGGGGCUGUGCACUUUUUCUUUUUUCAUUUCGGCUCCGAUCCGGUUCCCCGCCCGACUCGUCACUUGCUCCGUCCUCGCCUUACGAUUGGGCCGCGUUCUAGAACCCCUCCUCUCAGAGUUAACCCUCCGUCUCGUCUUUCUGUCUGUGUGAGCGGCAUCGAUGGCGUCUGAGCUGGUCUGGUGGAACCCUUCAGUACUCUGAUCUAGAUCUAGAUAGAUUCUACUCAGCAGCUUCACGGUCGCUGCUCAUAAAACAUCCAACGUCUGCACUUGGUGGCUGUCGAGCUUCUGCCAGACCAGGCUGAGUGUUGAUGAGCAGGUCUCGUUGCCUGUGAGUGGAUCUGAUGAUGAUGAUGAUGAUGAAGAUGUGAUAGAUUCAAGCCCCUCCCUCGUUUUUAUGUCGUGUGUAAAAGAUUCAAACGUUAAACCGGUUUUCUGUGUUCUCAGAUAAAACGUGUUCGUCCACCGUCAGGAGGACACGACGAAGAAAAUAUCGUAAAAAAUAAAAAUAAUAAAAAGAAAAGUGCGCAGCCACAUCCUGUCUGUUUACUCACACGUCUCAUCGGAUGAAAACCGACUCGCGGACGCACAGUUAGAUGAAUUUCUUUUUCCAUGUCCAAGGCACAGACAUUAUCAUGGCUAAGUGUACAGCAGGUCGUCAUAGUAACUGGAGUGAAAUGAUUUAUAGAUGCUUUGAAAGCUGCUUUCUUCGAUUCCCUCAUCCCAACGCACACCUCAGCCUUUACUCCGACCAAAACCCUUUGAUACUGGAUUCAGCCAACGUUCAUCUCAAACACAACGGACCAAACUGGAACCUGGUGCUACUAACGGACUCAUGGUACCGUCCCGUCAAGCAUCUCGUCCUGUCGACCUCGUGACCCCCCAUCUACCUAAACCUGCGUCUUCUCUGGUUUUCGUUUGGGUCUGAACCCCCGAGCGGUCCAGUGACGGCGUUUACGACUGAUUUUUGUUUGUUUUGUUGGUUUUUUCUGUUCCUGUCUGUGAAAUGUGGGGGAAGAGAUGCGUCGAAGAGAAAACCUGAGCUCGAAAUUUGUCGUUUAUUUAAUUUGAGAUGUUCUGUAAUGCAGUCAUGUAGCACGUUGCAGCCCAGCGGUUCUGCCCUCGGCCUCUCUAGACAGGUUAUUACAGGUCACUGGGCUCCUCCACCCGUCACCCAUCAUUCCUCCGAUCACUGUCGCUCCAUACGAUUGUACCCGGCUCCUCCUCGCCAACUGUCCAACUGUUUUGGGAAUUGUUUGCAUGAUUGUUGAGAAGUGUGAAGGGGCGGUGAUCCUCUGUGGAAAGCCCACGGCGACCACGGCAGGCGUAGACGAACAGACGUGGAAGUGAAACAUGUGGUAAUGACUGUGCCUUACUCUGGAUUUUUUUGGGCAGUAAGAAAAUUAAAAAAAAAAAAAAAAAGAAAAGAAAAAAAGAAUUAAGGUCCACAUCAUUGCUUUGUAUUACUGGAACUUCCUUUUGUAUUAUUAUUUUGUAUAAUUUUUGAUAUUGUGGAUUAAUCUCUCUUGUGCCAUUGGUUCACCGAAAUCCAACGACCAAUAAAACUGGGAUUUGGAACGCUA